GACAGUGAUGAACCACAAGAUGAUUCGUUUUCAUCUGACGAAGAAACAUUUCAGGUCUUUUUCUUUGAAAUUUUAGAAACAUAAUACUUUUUUUCACUUUACUGUAACUAAUGAUUUCUAUCUCAGGGUGGAAGAAUUCAGCAAUUCUGGAAGGGAACGUACAAUGAAAUUUUGCCUGAAGUUGGUAGUCAUCCACUUGGAGGUAACUCAUCGAGUGAAGUGAAGUUUUUCAUUGUUACCACAGUGGAAUGUGGAGAAGACCGCAUAGAGCGACAAGUGCACAGUAUUAUCCCAACUGGAUGGAUAUCGAGCAACAUGGAAUAUCUACUUUAUCCUCAACCCAGAUUCACAGUUGGGGGUAAAAGUCCGAUUGACUGGGGAGAGAAGACAUUCAGAAGAUUCCAAAUACCAUUCGAAUCGUGGAUGGAAUAUGAUAUUCAUGCCAUUUUAAACCAAACCAAGGCUGUUACAUUUACGAAAGCAAUAAAGGCCGCCAAAGCUGCAGCUAAUGGUCAACCCAUACUGUCAGACGCUUUUAUUUCCGACAGUGAUCGUAUUUUGGGCAGAGGAUUAAGGAAGGCAGCUCAAAAGCGUCCAUUGGAAGAGAAGGUUUCCGGAAAAGGCAAGGAAAGAAGAACAAAUAAUAAUUCUCUAAUAGAGACACCAUCGUCCAGCUCCAACCUCAAUCCAGCUGUUGCCAUCAGGACUCAAAGCUUAAGAUCUUGUCAGUCGAACACCCGGUUUGAUUUCGAAAAUUUCCCAACGAACUUAAAUGUUGGAGCUUGUGUGGGCAACAUCACCACCAACUCUGAGUUGGUUUCAUUGAACAACUCAUCCAUGCCAGUUCCGAAUGCAGCUGUACCGGCGCCCCAUGGUAGCAGUGGUGGCGGCAGCAGUAUUAUUCGUCCGUCCGUUAUUCCUAGUCCACAACCGCAUGAUGUUGGCACAAGAACUGAAGCAGCAUUAUGUGGAGCUAUUAACAAAGCAAGUGGAAUGGUCAACAAUGGAGCACCUUUACCGUCUACAAGCCACGUACAAGAUGAAGAAGAGCAGAAUCGGAAUAAUAUUGAUAUACAGGGUUCCAACGCUUUGCCGUCCAUUUCACAAACACAAACUCGUGGACAUGGGGCAUAUUUGAAUGGCACUCAAAACAACGACGUUAUAACACGUUCAACGAAUAUUGGUGUUGGCCAUCAUGACAAAGAGUUGGAAAGUCCUCCAUCUUUUACUACUUGUGAUGAGUUCACGAGGUUGGAUGCUGUUUACACACGUAGCUUGAACAGAAAUAAUGACACUCCACUGUCAUGGGCAAACGGUGGCGAUCUCCUGCAAUUGAAUGGCUAUCAGUCAUCUCAGGCAUUUUCAUCAUUCGACGUUCAGACAUUGAUGAGAGCCAUUGAGCAAGUAGAAAAGAAGCUCGAUGGGCUUGGAAGUACAGUAAUCGAAAAGUUAGAUUCCGUUUCUAAAAGAAUGGAGGAGUCUUUCAAAAAUGAUUUGCCCUUAAAAGCUACCAAGCACGCCAACUACCAUAGAUGGAUCGUGGAGUCCAACUUCGGAAGUGUUUCUUUCGAUACAGUAGAAAAACUCAUUGCUACCAACACAGCUCUCUCGGACAAAACAAUUGCAAUAAGCAUGGUUUUCUUCAUAUCUGAGCGAUAUAAGGCGUCCAAAUCAAUAGGCGCUUUUGUAAACCAGGCGUAUCGUUUGUUUUUAUGUGACGAAACUAGUCAGAAAAUACAGUGGCGUAGUGUUGGUCGGGUCAAUUACUUAAGGCCCGGACUCUCUGGUCUGAUGAAUAUGCUUUUAGAUAUAGGAGGUAAGCAUCUUUUGUUUGCGCUUACAUACAGCCCUUAUUUCCUUCUAUGUUUUUUCUAUUUUAGUUGCUCUAGACAUUUUUAAUCUUUCGCGGAACACUGCAAAUAUUGAUCAUCGGAGGCUAAUUGAAAUGAUAAAAAACUGCCGGAAAUACAAUGCCAAAAACUACAGGAAGAAGAAUAAUGUGCGAGGUGCCUUGGAGACGGAUGCGUCAGCAGAUGCUCCUCAGCUUACAAAUGCAAAUGAUGACAGUGACGCGGUUAUUCUCUACAACUACAUGACUAUUCUAGAAAAAUAAGUUGUUAAUUUUAGACCUCCGCCUGCUUUUGCUCGAGCACCAGAUCUUUGUAAUUGAAGAUUCAACACCGUUUCAAACCUCUUGAAUUGACGUUUAUUCUUUGCCAGUGUCGUUCUGAAGUCAGAAAAUUGUCAUUUUAUAAUUUAUUGCCUUUCGCAGU
This is a messenger RNA of Daphnia pulicaria, 2273 nucleotides long. RefSeq lists its product as uncharacterized. NCBI's taxonomy places the organism in Eukaryota, Metazoa, Arthropoda, Branchiopoda, Diplostraca, Daphniidae. The record is from RefSeq and is a predicted model, not a curated record. The transcript is spliced from 6 exons. The coding region runs from base 316 to 1899 and encodes 527 amino acids.